AUGACUCCAUAUUCCAGGAGUCAAGUCUUUGACACCAUCGGAUUCCAGAGGCAGCAUCAAGAGGAAGUAAUGGCUUCGGCAAAUAUUGAUGAAUGUCCCAUCGUGAACCACGAGUCGGAUAGUGAUGAAACAAAAUCGUCCAAGAACAAGUUAGAAGAGGUAGUAGAGAUGAUGAAGAGAAGAAGAAUAAACAUAAUGGGAAUCAGUGAAACAAAGUGGAAAGGUAGUGGAAGUAGAGAAGUGGGACAGGGAUACAGGAUUUGGUGGUCUGGAGGAGAAAUUGGAAGAAGAAAUGGAGUAGCUAUAGUCAUGGACAAAAAGAUGACAAGCAGAGUGAUGAAAGUGGAUGUGGUAAGUGAAAGAAUUAUUAAGGUUACGGUCAGAAUGGAGGGGGAGAUAAUGGACAUAAUACAGGUAUACGCACCACAAACAGGAUGCACGGACGAUGAGAAGAGAGAGUUUGAAGAGGAUCUGGAAAGACAAGUAAAAGAAGAGAGAACAAUAAUAAUUGGGGAUUUUAACGCACAAGUGG
This is a messenger RNA of Homalodisca vitripennis (glassy-winged sharpshooter), 532 nucleotides long. Its product is annotated as craniofacial development protein 2-like. The annotation marks the transcript as partial. NCBI's taxonomy places the organism in Eukaryota, Metazoa, Arthropoda, Insecta, Hemiptera, Cicadellidae. The record is from RefSeq and is a predicted model, not a curated record. The transcript has 3 exons.